Molecule: messenger RNA, 1664 nt
Organism: Ruditapes philippinarum (Manila clam)
Lineage: Eukaryota; Metazoa; Mollusca; Bivalvia; Venerida; Veneridae
Product: short/branched chain specific acyl-CoA dehydrogenase, mitochondrial-like
Exons: 10
Coding region: 45-1331 (428 amino acids)
Cellular component (GO): mitochondrion
Molecular function (GO): flavin adenine dinucleotide binding; acyl-CoA dehydrogenase activity
Source: RefSeq, a predicted model, not a curated record
CAUAUUUACACUUGACCUUCAAAAAGUCAACAACUGAAGUAAUAAUGACAUCUAAGUUAUUAAAGACAGCAUGGUUGAACCGUGGAUUGUUAAAAACAGCUGCAAGCAGAGUGCAAGUUGUUCGCCACUCCAGUAUACUUACUCCAAAACUUCAAAUUUGUCCAGAAAAUCUUGUCUCACCUCCAGUUGAUAUGUUCACUGAGGAAGAACAAAUGAUGAAAGAUACAGUUGCUAGGUUUGCUGCUGAGAAGAUUCAACCUUUAGUUAGGCAAAUGGAUGCUGAAAGUAAAAUGGACCAGUCCAUUAUUGAUGGAAUGUUUGAAAAUGGGCUGUUUGGAAUAGAAAUAGAUGCAGAAUAUGGUGGUACUAAUUCUACAUUUGUUGUUGCUAACCUGGUCAUUGAGGAGCUUGCAAAGGUCGAUCCAUCGGUCAGUGUGAUGUGUGACGUACACAAUACCCUGCUGGUGACCCUGAUGCGUCAGCUCGGUACCAAGGAACAGAAAGAUAAAUACUUACCUAAAAUGGCAACAGAUACAAUGGCAAGUUUCUGUCUGUCAGAGGCUGACUCUGGGACUGAUGCUUUUGCUAUGAAGAUGUCUGCAGUGAAACAAGGGGACCAUUAUAUUUUUAAAUGGACAAAGCUUCCUGGAUUAAAAUGCGGACAUAAAGCAUUACCCAUGAAUGUCAUAGUUACAUUUCUAAUACAGGGAUACAAAGGGAUAACAUGUUUCAUCGUAGAUGCGGACUCUGAGGGUUUAACUGUAGGGAAGAAAGAGGACAAGCUAGGUAUCCGUGCAUCAAGUACUUGUCCCGUGCAUUUUGAAAACGUGAAAGUACCAGAGGGUAAUAUUCUAGGUGAAUUUGGUAAAGGCUACAAAUAUUGUAUAGAAGUACUAAAUGAAGGAAGGAUAGGGAUUGGAGCACAGAUGUUAGGUUUGGCUGAGGGAUGUUUUAAUGCAGCUGUGCCCUAUACUAGAGAAAGGAAACAGUUUGGAAAAAGAAUUUGUGACUUCCAGUCAAUGCAGCACCAGAUAGCCUAUGUAGCCACACAGAUUGAAGCAGCCAGGUUACUGAUAUAUAAUGCUGCGAGGAAACGUGAAGCAGGUUUACCUGUCAUCAAAGAAGGAGCUAUGGCCAAAUACUAUGCCUCUGAAGUUGCAGCUCUAACAACAACAAAGUGUAUAGAAUGGAUGGGAGGUGUGGGCUUUACGAAAGAUUAUCCUGUUGAAAAAUUCUACAGAGACUGUAAAAUAGGUGCAAUUUAUGAGGGAACUUCAAACAUCCAGAUGAACACAAUAUUUAAGUGCUUGGAACAAGAGGCAGGGUCUUGAUGUAAUGUCAUCAUUUAUUGUGGUUACCUUGGAAACAGAUGACAGAAGGAAUAAAUCAGUGUGAAAAAAACAUGGUGAAUCUCAUGCUUGUGUGAUACAUGACUUCUCGACUGUCUGAAAGAUUUCACAGUGUGUUUGAACAUCAUAUUAAAGCGAAAUUAUGCUCAUUGUUUUUCAUUGUCAAGUUCAGCCCAAUUGACAACAUAUUUCACAUGUUAGACUGUUAUAAUGGUGAUUGACCCAACAGUUGAUAUUGGAAUUUGUAACCAGGUUUUCAACGAAAACCGGGUUAUUGUAAUGCUGAAGUCGGCGGGCAGGCGGGCGGGCGUCAAC